GCUAUUGGAACCACGGGUCUGACGACUUUUAUCAAUGGAACCAGACCUCCUUCGACAGCAACAGUGGAGAAGGUGUCGCUUAUGACCAGGGAUUUGGUGACCAAACUGACAACAAUGCGACUUGGCAAAUGCCAUAUAACCAAGAUCCUUCCUUUGGGCUGGACCAGAACCAGAUGCAGAACGGAGGUUACACCCUUUAGAGUGAAACCCAGGCAACAACAGGAUCCGAAUCUGUGGGAGUCCAACCAUCGCUCCCACUGCAGCCAUCAGGAUACCACUACGACUACUCCAUGGCUGCAUUUGAUCCCACACAACAAACCGGCCAACAGCCGUUUCCACUUUCCAACGACGUUGGAACCGAUAUUGUCGAAAGCGAAGAAAAUGCCGGGUCGCAGGAGGGAGACAUACUGGAUAUUAAAAACAUGAAGAAGAACGCCGAUGGGAAUUAUUAUUGUCCCUGGGAGGACUGUGAGCACAAGGAGAGUCGGAGGACGGAGUUGAGGAAGCAUCUCAAGAAACAUGUCAAGCCGAACACUUGCCAUAUCUGUGGCAAGGACACGGCCGAGCGCCGAGACUUGCAGCGCCACAUAUUGUCUCACCACACACCCUCCAAGGACAAGAAGAAGUACACGUGCAGUAUUUGCAACCAAACUUUUACGAGGGACGACAAUCUGAAGAAGCACCAGACAAAUAUGCAUUCAUGA
Pseudomassariella vexata is the source of this 704-nucleotide messenger RNA. RefSeq lists its product as uncharacterized. Gene Ontology annotation, biological process: regulation of transcription by RNA polymerase II. The record is from RefSeq and is a predicted model, not a curated record. The transcript has 2 exons. The coding region runs from base 291 to 704 and encodes 137 amino acids. Gene Ontology annotation, cellular component: nucleus. Gene Ontology annotation, molecular function: RNA polymerase II cis-regulatory region sequence-specific DNA binding; DNA-binding transcription factor activity, RNA polymerase II-specific. Lineage: Eukaryota; Fungi; Ascomycota; Sordariomycetes; Amphisphaeriales; Pseudomassariaceae.